Messenger RNA from Syngnathus typhle (broad-nosed pipefish), 2554 nucleotides. RefSeq names its product leucine-rich repeat-containing protein 3-like. Gene Ontology annotation, molecular function: protein binding. The record is from RefSeq and is a predicted model, not a curated record. Gene Ontology annotation, cellular component: extracellular matrix. Lineage: Eukaryota; Metazoa; Chordata; Actinopteri; Syngnathiformes; Syngnathidae. The transcript is spliced from 3 exons. The coding region runs from base 425 to 1243 and encodes 272 amino acids.
UGACGUCUCCGCAGAAGAAAGCACAUGCACUAUAAGAAAAUAAUACAUGUGGCGCGUAAGCGACGAUGAUGACACGUGAGAUGCUCCUCGGGAGAUAAAAAGAGAAGAGAAAGAGAAACUGGGACACGCCCACUCGUCUUUAUUACCAACUGACGUCCCUCGCUUGCACUCCAGUCUCUGGUGCGCGCCUAAUGCAGACGCAGCGGAGUAGAUGUUAACAUUUGUUUUUUUAUCUGUACUACCCGAAGACGACGUCCAGUCAGCUUUGGUUGAAACGGCACUGGGAAUCCUUUCAAAGGAUUCCAGAAAAUUGGACGACAAACUUCAGAGGAACCCAUUCACGCACGGCGCCAGUGACGUCUGAGUGAAGGUGCUUGUCGGAGGGCUACGCCGAGGCCAUGUGCCCAGUUCUGCCACAGCGGCCAUGGAGCAGACUUCGAAAACAAGAAGACCAGGAGGCGAUCUGGUGCUGUGCAGAGUUUUGUUUUUCAUUUCCUUGUGGAGCCCGGCCCGGCCGCAGUGUCCCGACGGCUGCCACUGCGCCUGGGACACGGCCACCGUGCUGUGCUCGGACGCCGGCCUUCAGGAAGUGCCCAAAGGGAUUCCGCUGGACACGGUGUCCCUGCACCUGGAGCACAACAACAUCCAGAAUCUCCCCGAGAGUGCUUUUGAGGAGCUGGUCCACCUGCAGGACCUCCACCUGGCGCACAAUCGCAUCGACUCGCUGUCCUCUGGGGCGCUGCGCCAUUUGGGCCCCGAACUGCGCCUCCUGGACCUGUCCCACAACCAGCUGAGGCAAGCCAGCCGAGACGAGUUUGGGGGCACGCGGGCCAAGAUGCGCCUGUACCACAACCCCUGGCACUGCGACUGUAUGCUCCAGGAACUCAUUGAGACGCUCAACCUGGAAGCCGAGACGGUCAACGGAAUUGUCUGCGAGAGUUCCGUGCGUGGGCUGGGCGAGACCAGCCGCUGGGAGGACCCGGGCGUUCUGGGAGAGCACGCCGGGCAGCCUCUAGUUCGACUCCUGCACUCUGGUGUGAAUUUCUGCAGCCUGCAGCGCAAGACCACCGACGUGGCCAUGCUGGUCACCAUGUUUGUGUGGUUCUUCAUGGUCAUCGUGUACGUGGUUUACUACGUCAGGCAGAACCAGGCCGAGGCCCGCCGGCAUCUGGAGUACCUGAAGAGCCUACCGAGUCCCCGUAAGACCCCCACGGAGACGGACACCCUUAGCACCGGUUUCUGAAUGGAAUAAAUUUUGCCUCGAGAGAAGCUGUGACUGCGCUUCAGCCCCCACCGCUAGAUGGCGACAGCACACCUUACGAUAUCAAGCCACCAGGGGACAGACUAGUAGGUCAGUGAAAACUAAUCAAGACAUGGUUGGGCCACGAAAGAUGAACCUCAAUGUAGCGGGGGUUCACUGUAGAGAAAAAUUAACUAAUCAACACAACUGCAAGAGUUUUGCUGACUCUUUUUGCUGCAGUGAUCUUUCCCUUUAUUUGAUUCCACUGUGCCCUCUACUGUCCUCUUCAUUGUUUCAUCAAGGUCAAAUGGUGACUCAGUGAGUCUUCAGAAAUGAGCUUGUCAUCAUCAUCAUCAUUGUAAUCAUCAUCAUCUGGCAUUGGUGACUGUAUAGCACUUAACUGAUGCUAAUACGCACAUGUAGAGCACAGUUUGUUUUAAUUGAUUGAACAGGUGAUUAUUUUUAUUUUAUUGAUCAAGAAGGUCCUUUAUUUUCACAUCAUUGUUUUAUUGAGGUGGUGAUUUAAUGUCUUUAUUAUAUGGUAUUUGUUUUCUUAUUAUUUGGAUUUUUAGCACCGGACCAAAACAACUGUUGAUUUCUCCUCAGGAAUGUAUCAUUUCCAAAAUACAGGCCAGCUGUCUUGUAUUUAUAAAAGAAUAAAAGAUGUAGAACAAAAUUUCAAAAUGUAAUACAUGUUGAUUGUCUUGGCUUCCAGGUUGAGUGUCUCCAUAUUGUACUAUGGUUUUAAAAGUCAUUUUAAAAAAUGAUGUAAUAUUACAAAAAAAAAGCUUGAAAGUCUGUGUGGAAAAGUUGACACUCCAAAAAUUCUCAGAAGUUUAAUACAAUUUCAUUCUGAUAGCAUUAUCACUUUAUUCUUUGAGUAGAAUAUAUGGCAUCUAUUUGAGAGGUUUCAAAGUGUGCCGUAUCCACUUUAUUCAUUUUUUGAUGAUGUGAGACAAAUGUAACGCUGGUCCCAAAUCAAGUGCCUACUUGCCUUUUUUCCAAACACUAUCACCUCUCAUCUAAGUUGUGUGUGUGUGCGUGUGUGUGUGUGUGCGUGUGUGCGUGUGUAUAUGCGUGUGCGUUUGUGAGUUAAAAAAAAACCUCAUAAUAAAAAAAUAUUUCUUCCCCAUGCUUGUCUUUUGUGUGACAUAAUGUUUGCACUUUGUAAAACCAACUCUAAAUGUAGCGUAAUGUGUUUUAUGUGACAAAUGAUGAUUGUAUGAUGAGUACAAUAUUUGUGUUGUUUGUAUUAUCAUUAGGUCAGAAAAAUCAGAUUGUUAUUGUCAUGUGAGCGUCACAAUAAAACUGUAC